CACUCAGAGUAGACGAUGCCGGAACCUUCACAGAAGUCAGUGGCCAAGAAGGGCUCGAAGAAGGCGGUGGCCAAGACCGCCGGCAAGGGCGGCAAGAAGAGGAGAAAGACCCGCAAGGAGAGCUACGCCAUCUACGUGUACAAGGUGCUGAAGCAGGUGCACCCCGACACCGGCAUCUCCUCCAAGGCCAUGGGCAUCAUGAACUCGUUCGUGAGCGACAUCUUCGAGCGCAUCGCCGGCGAGGCCUCCCGCCUGGCGCACUACAACAAGCGCUCCACCAUCACCUCCAGGGAGAUCCAGACCGCCGUGCGCCUGCUGCUGCCCGGCGAGCUGGCCAAACACGCCGUGUCCGAGGGCACCAAGGCCGUGACCAAGUACACCAGCUCCAAGUAACUGACGCUCCAACCACCGACCAACGGCUCUUUUAAGAGCCACACACUCCGCCUGAGAGACACAACCGUCCUGAACUUUCCUGUGCAAUUCCUCUGAUCAGCUAGAUGAUCUGUGAUGGUGUAAACCAACUUUUGAAACGAAUUUUAAUGUUAUGAAAUUUAAAAUAAAGGAAAGGUGCCAAUUUCUUGAUUAUUA
This is a messenger RNA of Scophthalmus maximus (turbot), 588 nucleotides long. Its product is annotated as histone H2B 1/2-like. Lineage: Eukaryota; Metazoa; Chordata; Actinopteri; Pleuronectiformes; Scophthalmidae. Gene Ontology annotation, molecular function: protein heterodimerization activity; DNA binding; structural constituent of chromatin. The coding region runs from base 16 to 393 and encodes 125 amino acids. The record is from RefSeq and is a predicted model, not a curated record. The transcript has a single exon. Gene Ontology annotation, cellular component: nucleosome.